Menidia menidia (Atlantic silverside) is the source of this 2649-nucleotide messenger RNA. NCBI's taxonomy places the organism in Eukaryota, Metazoa, Chordata, Actinopteri, Atheriniformes, Atherinopsidae. The record is from the annotation of a GenBank genome assembly.
CGGGAGUAUGAAGCAGCGCUGGAAGAGGACAGAGAUGGUUUAUAUAGCGGCGGAUGUGAGCGCAGCCCGUCACUACUGUGGCGCUCUGCGCAGCGGCAAGCAACGUUUCGGGGAAAGCAAAGCUCCAAUUCGAAAGAUAAACAAUGACCUGUUGUAACGCAUGAACUGCAGCAGUCGCCUCCGUAAUCGGUUAGAUCCUGCAAAAGCGUAGACAUCCUCAAACAGAAAGCCACGCUGUGCUGUAAGGGCGGCGCACCGCGCGUAAGGACGCAGCAUGCACUGUCAAGCCGAGCUCAGGCUCUCCUCCGCCGGGCAGCUGAAGGCGGCCAGGCGGCGCUACAAGACUUUCAUGAUUGACGAGAUCCUCUCCAAGGAAACUUGUGAUUACUUCGAGAAGCUUUCUCUCUACUCCGUGUGUCCUUCUCUCAUUGUUCGACCAAAGCCUCUUCAUUCUUGUUCGGGCUCCUCGUCACUGCGUGCCUACCCGCUCCUCUCCGUAAUCACACGGCAGCCGCCCAAUGUGCCGCCCCACCUUCAGCAGCCCCCCUCCCCCGGCGCGGCCCACUCGCACCUGCCCCUGAUCUCCCCGCAGCUCCCGCGGGGCUCGGAGCCCUCGCCCAGCCAGACGCCCCUCAGCAUCAGCAGCGAGUCGGAGACGGAGCGCAGCACGCCCCGCCUGAAAAAGCCCCGCCGCAGCCGCACCAUCUUCACCGAGCUGCAGCUGAUGGGCCUGGAGAAGAAGUUCCAGAAGCAGAAGUACCUGUCCACGCCUGAUAGGUUAGAUCUGGCUCAGUCCCUUGGUCUCACGCAGCUCCAAGUGAAGACGUGGUACCAAAACAGGCGCAUGAAAUGGAAGAAAAUGGUAAGCCUGCCAUAUCAGGUGCUCAAAGGAGGUCACGAGGCUCCGACUAAGCCCAAGGGAAGACCCAAGAAGAACUCUAUUCCUACCACGGAGGAAAUAGAGGCUGAAGAGCGAAGACUGAAAAUGGAGGAUGAAGAGCGGAUGAGGAGGGCGGCGGAGGAAGCAGGGCUGGCUCAUGGAGGGGUAGCAUCUGAGCUGGAAACCCGAGAUCUGAGUUCAGAAAGUGCCAGUCCAACCAGAGCAAUGGAGGGAUCUCAGUGUGAGCAGCCACUCCUAAUGUCAGAAAGUCACGCAGCCAGCUAAGCAAGAACAAAUCAACCAAAGACUAAAGCCAACCUGAAAACAAAUAGUGCCUCAGGAUCUGUGUACAAAGCCUGUGUGAUGUUUAAAGCCAUUUACUUUAGCAAGAUGACUGGUUACACAUUGCUGGCUUCCAGUCUUCACCAAGUGUAGCCUUGUAUUUUUUGUGUACUGGGAAGAUUAUGAUACAAAGAGCUAACCUUCACACACACUGAUUGCACUGGUAAUCCCAUGGCCUUAAGUCCAUCUUGUAAGGAGUGUAAAUCUGUCAAAUCCAAACAGGUCAGUCAAGCCUUAAUCACAACAUAGUGACACAUAUCACAUCAUCAAGUAAUUGUGCGUUUCACUUGUGAGAGAUCACACAUGCCUCUUGGCCCUCAAAGCUGACAAAGAUCAAACACUGCCUUUUUUUUGUGGCGUGUCUUUGUAUCGUAUAUCAGUUUACUGCCAAAAACUGUAAUAUGAAAUGGCUACAGUGCCUUGUUGGUCUCAGAGGAAAGCGUUUAUUGUGUUUGUACAACAGCCAUCAAAAUGCAGUAUAUUUUUUACAGUCUAGUGCCAUAUAUGGAGGCCGAUUUGUACAGCUUUGAAAAGGAAACUUCAGUGUUUAGAUUGGACUUGUACUGUACAAAUUUAUGGCACAAAUGUGGUCAAUGUUUGCUCAGUAAAGUUAGCUUCUUUUCCAAAGCUGAAAGUCAGUUUUUUUCUGCCAAGCCAUACACUGUUGUCGUACUGUAAAAAUAAGAAAAAUACAACAUAAAUGGUGUUUUUGAGGUAAAGAAAACAUACUAUAUAUGAUUAUAUAUACAUAUUAUAUAUACGUAUACAGUCCAGAGGACACUAAGACUCUUAAACUGUUGUGGUCCGGGAAUAAAUCACCAUUUGUGCCAGAGUUACACAGCAAAAGUUGAACAUUUUUAAUAUCAGAGAAGUUUUCAGCCUGCAGGCUUUGAAUGAGUACCCCAAGUCGGUAUGCAAGACCUGCGUUAACAUAACACUGUAUUCAACUGCCUGUCAGUUACUUCUCCACAUACUUUGAACUUGUUCUCUUUGCAAAGAUUUGUCAUUUUACAGAGUCAAAGUUAGAAUGACAUAGAUUUAUUUUUAUUUGUUAUCGUUUCCUAUGAAAAGUGCAGUAUUUUUCUGAUGUAAAUUAUGCUUGUUUGGUAAGCUUGUUUGCUGUUUUUUUGUUUGUUUUUUUAGGUUUGUACAAAAUUAUUUUUGCAGGUGUGUGUUUAUGUAUUUAAAUAUCAUUAAUAAAAAAAGCUAUCACCUAAAUUCAGCUUAUUGUCAUUCAUAUUGCAAUGGGUUUGCAGUUUGGCCAGACCAUAGGCAUUUUUAUUUUGCUCAAACCAGAACAUGCAACCAGAGACUUGCUCUUUUUAUUUUGGUCUGAUUCAAAAUCUUUGAAAAAUCAGCAAUGAAAUAAAAUCAUCUACAGAAUUCUUUUAAACCCUUUAAAGUCUGAUCCAAGAAAAUAAAUGUGA